Messenger RNA from Saccoglossus kowalevskii, 1385 nucleotides. RefSeq lists its product as uncharacterized. Lineage: Eukaryota; Metazoa; Hemichordata; Enteropneusta; Harrimaniidae. The record is from RefSeq and is a predicted model, not a curated record.
AGGACGCAUCGCUUACCAGCUGUAUUUGCAUUAUUUACAUGAGAAAUCAAAUUGAUAUGGCUGUGUUUCACUUUGAUGGUUUUAUGUUUUUACUAGUUUUUGCUUCAACUGUAACAGCACAAAAUUGUGAUUUAACCGUUAAGGAUAUGAAUUUUGGUGACCCGAAUCCAAACACUGAUACCAUUCGGUAUGUCACAGAUGUAGAUACAACAGUAGACAUAUUCUUUGCUUAUGUUGGGAAUAAUGGUCCGGACAACCUCCCAGCAGGCACUGCAGGGGAACACUUUGAAAUCAAGAUGUACAUAUCUGCCCUGGACGACUCUGGUAAUAUGGAUGACCCGGAAGAGGUGACUACAUAUAUCAAUGGAGAUUCAAAAGUCGACGAGCUUCCUGCAUCAGACGAAAAAUCAUACGCCAGUAAUGGUUUCACUAUUCAAUAUCAUUCAUCAAAGUGUUCUACUCACAGUCAUUUAUGUCUUAAGAUUGUAAAGAAUGGAGUAUACACUGAUAAUGAUCCUACAAAUGACUUUCAAUGUUUACCAUUCGUUAAAGGGGCAUCUACAGCGGCUGUAGGAUUGACCAACUGCCAAUCAGACGUUAUUCCAACAUCUAUCAGUGUAUCUGACCCAAAUCCGGCAAAUUUCAGCUCAAAUGAACCCGUCAAUGCUACCUUCAGUGUUAACCUUCAAAACGCAGGUGGAACGAAAGUACCGGGAUCAACAUCAACCUCGGACAACAUCGCAUUUUCCAUCUUCAUUGCUGAUACAGUGAGUGAGUCUGCAUCGAUAAAGAGCGACCUCACCGACUCGCUAGUGUACACAUGGAAUGACGUCAGUACCGGUAUAGAUGAAUGGGGAGAAGUGGCGUAUGAUAACUUGAAAGUGACAAUAGCCAUCCCGGUAUUGGAUUGUGACCAAUAUCAGUAUUUGUGUAUAGUGUUCGAAAAAGGUGUAAACGCGGCUUUUGACGACGAUGAAUCGAAUAAUUUAGUAUGCAUUCCGUUCAGUGACUUCGGGAGCAUUUCUUGCCCAGUGCGAACCACCACUGCCCCAGUCCGUACCACACCUAUAGCCAUUGCGUCUACAUCUAAAGUCAUUUCAACGACUGGAGGAGCGCCAAAUGUGACUAUGUCCGAGGGAAACACUGGUAUAGUGAACAUCCAUGUCGGGGUUGUUGUGGGUAUUGCUCUAAGUUGUGCCGUUGUUGGCGCAGGCCUCGCAUUUCUGGGCCCAAUUGUAGUCAAGAAAAUUCUUGUGAAAAUCAACACAAAAAAAGUAGACAUUACAGACCAUACACCAGAUGAUAAAACACCAGUUAAGGCGACAGAUAUUAAACCGACGCCAGACGGCAAUGCUAAUGGUGGAGCUGUAUUAACGGAACCAUGA